GAUAAAAGGAGAAAACGGAUAAUAACACUAGAAAGAGAACCAACCAAUUCUAACACAUGGCGCUAACUUCUUCACUCUCACUCAUCCCUUCCACCAUCACUUCUCCACCCAAACUCACUUCCAAAUCCUUCUCAUCAUCUCUAACACCACCCAACUUUCAUGGCAUCUUCACCAAAUCUAACAACAACUCAACUAAAUUCCUGCUGAAUGCUGGUUUCAAUGUUAUUGAGCCUGACCUCAAUGAAGAUCCUAUAGACCAAUUUCGUACUAAUGGCAUUCCACCUGAAGAGUUUGAGUUUGGAAUAUUUGAUGGUCACCAUACUUUUUAUGAAGGAGAAGAAGAUAAAGGAACAUUUUGGGGUGCACUUAAGGAUGAGAUAGUAGGAGCAGGACCCCCCACUGGAUUUCAGGGUCUAAUUUCAUGGCUCUUCCCACCAGUCAUUGCUGCUGGAGUAUUCUUCAAUGUUCCGGGUGAGUACUUGUUCAUUGGAGCAGGAAUAUUUACAAUAGUAUUUUGCAUAAUUGAGAUGGAUAAACCUGAUCAACCACACCACUUUGAACCUCAAAUAUACAACAUGGAAAGAGGAGCUAGAGACAAGUUGAUAAGUGACUAUAAUUCUAUGAGCAUAUGGGAUUUCAAUGAAAAAUAUGGUGACAUUUGGGAUUUUACAAUCAAGAAGGAAGCGAGUGACAUAAUGAAGAGAUAAUUAAUUGUUUCAACUUGUUCUUGUUUAUAUCUAGAUGACAAUUCUCACAAAUACUAUAUAAUAUGAAUAUCAAGCACACCCUUAUAAA
Vicia villosa (hairy vetch) is the source of this 795-nucleotide messenger RNA. RefSeq names its product photosynthetic NDH subunit of subcomplex B 5, chloroplastic-like. The record is from RefSeq and is a predicted model, not a curated record. The coding region runs from base 57 to 707 and encodes 216 amino acids. The transcript has 5 exons. Gene Ontology annotation, biological process: response to oxidative stress. Gene Ontology annotation, cellular component: chloroplast. NCBI's taxonomy places the organism in Eukaryota, Viridiplantae, Streptophyta, Magnoliopsida, Fabales, Fabaceae.